Messenger RNA from Cetraspora pellucida, 1932 nucleotides. The record is from the annotation of a GenBank genome assembly. NCBI's taxonomy places the organism in Eukaryota, Fungi, Glomeromycota, Glomeromycetes, Diversisporales, Gigasporaceae.
AUGGAAUAUUUUAAAAAAACUCCACCUGAAAAGUUUCGGUUUCUAGACUUUUACAGUUACCGCCAGAAGCAAGAUGAUUUUACCCGAUCUUUUCGAGAAGAGUCCGGCAAUCUCUGGCGUUGUUUGAAGUCACUGGUGAAAGAAAGCGCUACAGGUGUGAGGCUUGCUACUGAAGUCCCGAGAAGGGGUAACAUACUUCCAUGGCUACGGCGGGGGGUUCAACCCGCUUUAUGGUGGUUUCCCGUCAUGUUUCGCAAUUAUUGUGAAAGUAGGAGUCUCACUUGCAGUCCUGAGAAGGGGUACAUACUCGCACAACUACGGCAGGGGGUUCAACCUGCCUUAUGGUGGUUUCCCGUUAGACAUCGAACGAAAUUUGAGGACGUUCACACAUUUUGGCAACGAAUUGAGAAUGAAACGUCGAUUGAUAAUGCUGAGACAGAAGUAGCUUGCAAGUUCAUACACAGAUCUUCUAGAGUCAUUGAUGUGGCGCUUACCAAUGUCGAGGAGAAGAUGAAACAAAACCGGAAACAUGCAAAUAAGGAAGGAGAAUGUUCUACGAGGAGACUCGGAAAUAGUGCAUCCAAUGAUUAUGAUGUAAAUUUAAGUGAAACUGAAUUUUCUAACAUGGAUUAUGAAGAGAAAGAGUCUGAUAAAAGAAAACUGAGUGAAUCCGAUUAUGAACCAAGUAGCAGUCCUAUUUCCUCUGAUUCGGGCAAUGAUCGAAAAAAAAAGCUAAAGAGAAGCAACCGAAAACAACCAAAAUCAAAAGUAAUAGUGAGACGUGAAAGAGAUUGUUGCAGUAGUACCAAUAAGUAUGAAGAUAAUCCAGCACCUGCAAUAAUGAUGGCUGGAGGUGACGCCGUAGAAUCACUUCCUCCACUAUCAUCAUUACUACCCAUUCCUCCAUUGCCAUUGUUACCACCACCCGGUUCUAUAAAUUCUGUACUAAACAAUGUAAUAAUACCAAAAGAUUUACCAACGUUGGUAAAUCAAGAUCAAUUAUCGCCUUUAUUAACAAAUCCUAUCAUCCAAACCCCUGGAACUCCACCGCCAAGGCCUAAUGUCAAUAAUAUACAAAUUACUCCUCAAAAGUUGAUGCUUUUUAAGGAAUCCGUUACCUAUCUACCAAAUCAUAUAAAGAUAGAUGUAAAUGAUGAAGGAAUGAUCAUAAAAGACAAUCAUACUUCGGAAGAAAUUUCUGGUAUAAUUCGUAAUUGGCUCAUAAUGGCAUUAACAUCACCGAAAGAAGAAUUUGUAAAAGCUAUUAUGACUCCUUUAAGCUCAGAAGCAAGUCCAAAAGAUUGUGAUUUUCGUCAAAUUUGCGAGUUUGUCCUUUAUGAUUUUUAUUUUAUGACAAAGAAAGGUCCUUUAAAAAGAGAUAUUGGUGAGCUUGAAUUGGAUUGUAUGAGAGAAGCGAAGAAGAUAUUUCCCAAGUUUGAUUUACCUAUAUACCAGGCUGAUGGUCUUGGAGUACGGAAUUCGAGUAAAAAGGAGGUUGUUUUUAUCGAAAUAUUGGGUGGGCCCGAAAAUACAGAUCAAAAAAAAUUAAAAGAAGAUUCGGAAAAGCUUCUGAAAGAAGCUGUAUUCGGACUUGUUUCCCUAUUACGAAAUUAUUUGGAUAAAAGUGUCGAAGAAUCGAAGCAGUUAUACACGUUCAUGAUUCAGGGCAUCGGUAAUCAUGUUUACAAAGUUUCGCAGAUCAAAUCUGCAACCCUCCCAUUCGAAUUCAUUGAUGUGGCGGAUUAUUUAGCAGUCUUUGAAUUCCUUUAUAUUCUUGUAAGCGAGCUCGAAAUUCAAACGAGGGUAAUUAAUAAAUUAAGGUUAUCUGAAUCGGCCGAUGGCGUAAUUGUACCAAGAAUUCGUGAUUGGAUUUGGCUGCCAGAUUCGAUUUCUGCAUGGGAAUGUGAAGAGAUUCAAAAUGAAAAUCCAUGA